This is a messenger RNA of Drosophila willistoni, 811 nucleotides long. Its product is annotated as lysozyme. The transcript has 3 exons. Lineage: Eukaryota; Metazoa; Arthropoda; Insecta; Diptera; Drosophilidae. The coding region runs from base 1 to 363 and encodes 120 amino acids. The record is from RefSeq and is a predicted model, not a curated record.
AUGAAUUCAACAAAGCUUAGUCGACUGUAUUUGCUAUUUCUGCUAGUUAUUGCAACGGGAAGUCAUGUGUGGGCCAAGUUGUAUCUACGCUGUGAACUUGCCCGUAAGCUGCUGAAUCAGCAUGGCUUUGAACGCAGUUUGCUAUCCAAUUGGAUUUGUCUGCUAGAACAUGAAAGUGAAUUGAACACUGCAAAAGUGACUACAAACCCGAAUGGAUCAAAGAACUAUGGUCUAUUUCAGAUCAAUGGGCGAUAUUGUCAGCAGGGCAGACGUGGUGGCACAUGCAACGUAGACUGCGAUGAUCUUCUCGAUGAAAACAUUCACGAAGCAGCUAUUUGUGCCAAACGUAUUCAAAUCUCUUAAAAAAUUUACCCAAUCUAAAAGUGAUAUGUGGCAUAUAGUACAGAAAAUUGUGCUGAUACGAUUAUAUUGUAAUUUAAUUUCGUUAAGCCCGCAUGACUAUUAUUUGAGAUAUUUGUCAGUAAGUCAGAAAUAUUGAUUGCCCAAUGACGCGUGUUUGCUGAUUUAAUGAUAAGAGUGAGCUAAUAUUAUUGAAUACCUAUUAAUAAAACGGUGGAGGGGUAUGAUAAGCACUGUAAUUGGAACCCAGCAAUUUGAGACUAUUUUGAAACAUAUUAUAAACUUUUUCUAUAUUAUUUAAUGUGACUAAUUAAAGGUCCAAAUUAGAAAUUAGAAAGCCAACAGCGCUAAUUGGCGUCUCUGCCUGUUUUUAGCCCAAUUAUUUUGAUACCCUUGAAAACUACUACUAUGAUUCAUAUGGUUCACAUGGGAACUUUCUAUUAUAUUCUAU